Orbicella faveolata is the source of this 2211-nucleotide messenger RNA. RefSeq names its product low-density lipoprotein receptor-related protein 4-like. NCBI's taxonomy places the organism in Eukaryota, Metazoa, Cnidaria, Anthozoa, Scleractinia, Merulinidae. The record is from RefSeq and is a predicted model, not a curated record.
CUGGAAACCAUAGUCUCAGCUCGACUCGAGACACCUUAUGGACUUGCUGUCGACUCAUUUGGUCAAAACAUAUACUGGACGGACAGCAGUGAACGACUGAUUGAGGUUGCAUCCUUGAAUGGACUAUAUCGAAGCGUCCUUGUUAGAGAAAACUUGCAAAGUCCAAAAGAUAUUGUCCUGGACGUUACGAGAGGAUUUAUGUAUUGGACUGACUGGAUCUCUUGGAACUACAAUUCGAAAAUAGAAAAAGCGGACAUGGAUGGUGGCAACAGAACAGUGGUUGUUCAAUUCGGAACUGACAACAGAUUCUCUUUUCUUAGCGGCCUUGCACUGGAUGUAACAAAGAACUGGCUUUAUUGGGGAGAUUUUUAUAAUGAUAAAAUUGAAGUGUAUGAGUUUUCAUCAAACAAAAGAAGAGAAAUAAUCUCCUCUCAUCAGGAAGCUUAUCUAAGUUAUCCGUUUGGGCUGGCGCUUCAUGAGAAUCAUCUUUUCUGGACUGACUGGUCUUAUUAUGGAGUGUACCGAGUGGAUCGACAUACGGGGUUUAACGUAGAAAAAGUCCACUCUUCCCAAUCUCGACCUAUGUUAAUUCGCGCCUAUGACAAAGAGAUUGACCUCAUUCCAGUCACAGUCCAAUGCAAUCAUAACAAUGGUGGAUGUAGUCAGCUUUGUCUGCUGACGCCUUUUGGAAGAAAGUGUUCAUGCUCAGAUGGUCUCGAUCUUCGAGAUGAUGGACAAACUUGCUACGUUUCUCCACAGUUCCUGCUGGUUGCGGAUUACACAAAUGGGAAGAUCAUGAAAGUUACUCCACAAAGCCCUGGAUCUCUCACUCCUUUGCCAUUAAGUAACCUUAACCGUCCAGUUGCACUGGCGUAUGAUGACGUAGAACACAGAGUGUAUUGGACAGAUGUCUUCAGGAGGACCAUCUCCCGAUCAUUUCUAAAUGGGUCCUCACAAGAGGUUAUCAUUAACAAAAAGCUCAAAUAUCCAAAUGGAUUAGCAGUGGAUAUUGUUGGAAGAAAUCUGUACUGGACCGAUGAGAGCAGUAACAAGCUGGAGGUUUCCAAACUUGACGGGUCUUUUCGGACAGCGCUUGUGACAAGUGAUCUGUCUAGGCCGAGGGAUAUCAUACUGGAUGUCAAUAAGGGGAUGAUGUACUGGACAAGCUGGAGUUACAAAUCUAAAAUUGAGAAAGCUGAAAUGACAGGCAAAGAGCGUGUUGUCCUUUUGAGUUCAUGGGACCUGUACCCGAACGGCCUUACUCUUGACCACGAACAAAGUCGCUUGUAUUGGGUAGAUGAAAACUACCACAAGCUAGAGUACCUGGAUCUGAACCUUAAUGUCAGAGUAACCUUGAUAAGUUCUAACUACCUCUUACCUUAUCCAUUUGGACUAGCACUUCUCGGAGAUCACUUAUAUUGGACUGAUAGGCACCUGGGAACUGUUUAUCGAGCCAAUAAGACUGGUGGCGACGUCACAAAGUUUGUAGUGAACAUUGGCCAGCUCAGGGAUAUUCAUAGCUAUAACCUGAGUGAGCAUUCGACACCUGGCGGCCAUCCUUGUCAGCUAAAUAAUAGUGGGUGCAGUCAUUUGUGUUUAAUAUCUUCGGCCGGAAGUAAAUGCGUUUGCCCGAAUCACCUUACUCUGCAAGAAAAUGGGAGAACCUGUUAUCAUAAAUACGAUUUUCAGAAAUUCUUGUUGUUCGCCGAAGGCAGUAAAUCUGAAAUAUUCAUAUUUCCUUUGGAUGGUUCCAGCCCAGAGGCUAAACCUGUACCAAUAGAGCUAGACAUGGAUCGGCCGGUUGCACUUGAUAUGGACAUUACAGAAAAUAGAAUUUACUGGACAGACACUUACCUGAACACAAUCUCGAGGGUGUUUAUCAAUGGAUCAUCACCUGAAGUUAUCGUCUCUGAGGAUGUUUAUAGUUCCUACGGUCUUGCUGUUGAUCCACUGGGCAGAAAUAUCUACUGGACUGACACUGACGCAAAUAAGAUUGAGGUCAGUAGAAUGGAUGGAACAAUGAGGAAGACACUGAUACACCAGGACCUGGAUAAUCCAAGAGAUAUCAUUCUUGAUCCCAGUAAAGGCUUAAUGUACUGGUGUGAAGUGGGUUCAAUGCACAAGAUUGAAGUCGCAAACAUGGAUGGAGAUGAUAGACAUGUACUGGUUAGAAGAGGACUGUAUUAUCCAAACGGCCUUACACUAGAUGAC